This is a messenger RNA of Penaeus vannamei (Pacific white shrimp), 957 nucleotides long. The record is from RefSeq and is a predicted model, not a curated record. Lineage: Eukaryota; Metazoa; Arthropoda; Malacostraca; Decapoda; Penaeidae.
AUGCGAUUGGCUGAAACUCUUGAAUCGACAGUCGUUGAAAAAGCCUCUUAUGAUGAUUCAGUUUCUGAACAACAGGAACAAGCAACUGUGCAAUCAGAAUCUGAUUCGACUGAAGCCAUCAAACUGGGCGAGGAAAUCUUGCCCAUCGUUCGAAGGGGAAGCUUCGUCCAGGACUCCUUCUUCCUCGAUGUCCGCCAAGAAUUCGACGCUGCCAUCAGAGAGGUCCUGAGGAAGUGGGUCAGCGAAGACAGCGAAGUGACACACAACAGCUUCGAUCCCGAAUUGAAGGAAGAGACCCAAGUCUUUAUCGUCACGUCCGACAACACUAGUUACAAGAUCGUGUUGGACGUCCAAGACUUCAUGAACGGGGAUCUGAAGGUGAAGGUGGCGGGCGAGACGGAGGUGGUGGUGGAGGGUCGUGUGGAGAGGAGAGAAGAAGGAAGCUCAUCCGUGUCCUCCUACUCCUUCCGACGCCGCUUCUCCUUGCCAGAGCAUAUUGACAUGACAGCCAUCACGUGCAUCAUGUCUUCAGAUGGCAUUCUUACAAUCAGCGCUUCAAAAAUGGCAGAAGAACCGGAGGAACACAAAGUGAUCAGGUCUGUUGAGGAAGUUCAAAAAUCCUCUCAAGUUCAACGCUCGCUAUUCCCAGCUGAUGAAACCAUCUCCCUCCAUGAGGAAUGUGAAAAAGAAAGCAAAGCCACACAUGACUGCAUGGACUCUGUGGCAGAAGAUACGAGCAUUGAAGAUGUAAAGAUUCCGAUCUCAUCUGAAGAAAUGAGUCACUCGGUGGAAUCUGAGACAGCACGAGAAGUCCUGUUGACUGAUUCUGCAGCAACAUCGAGUCAUGAUACUGAUUUCGACUUUGUAGAAAGUGAAAAUCAAAGCAAAGAAACUAUUGACAACAAAGAAUCUAUUGUACCUGCAAAAGGGCUGGCUGAUUCUUCAACUUUUGUCUGA